AUGAAAAGGAAAAUAUUACUUGAAAGAGUGUAUUUAAUGAAUAUUCUUUUGUAUUGUGAUUCAAUCACUACAAUCAAAACACUUUUAUGUGUUAAUAAAAAAUGUCAAGAAACAAUUCAUUCAAUUCGUAUUAAUCCAUUUAAUAUCAAUUUUAAAGAAAUUUCAAAAAAUAAACAUAUCUUCACAAACUUAGAAACAAUAUAUGAACUAAAAGAUUUGGAAGAAGUAGAGGAAUUUAAACGGUCGUGGAAUAACAAAAUCACAUUCAUAAGAACAAUUCAAUCAUGUGCUAUCUUUUAUUCUUUUAUUAAACCUUUUAACACUAAUCAAAUUGAGUUAUUAUCAAAAAUUGAAGAAUACUCAAUUACACGUUUGACAUUACAUUGUAUUGAUGAAUUUAUGUAUUCAAUUCCAUUCUUCUUUCAUUUAAAAAAAUUAAAAAUUGGAUAUUCAAGUUAUUUUAAUUUUAAUAAAUUAAAUCAAUUGAAGAAUUUGAAAACAGUAUAUGUACUUUUUCAAUUCAGAUUUCCUGAAACAAUCAUUUAUGAUUUUCAUAAUGUUGAUAUUCAAAGAACAAAAUAUCAUUUUAUUCUUUAUUCUAUAUAUGAUGAAGAUAUUCUUCAAUUUCAAAUUUAUACAAUUCAACAUGAAUAUCCAUCUAUUCAAAUUCAUAUAGCACUAUUAACAAGAAAAGUUGAACAAUACUUUCAUUAUUUUGAUUCUUGUUAUGUUGAUCCAAAUUAUUUUAAAGAAGAAGAAUAUGAAACAAUUAAUAAUUCAUUACCAUGUAAUAUCAAAAUCUUUUCAAAAAAGAUUCAAGACAUUAAACAUAUUAAUCUUAAGGAUUGUUAUUAUCUUAAGAACUUAAGUAUAACACUAAAAAAUAAAGAUUCAUUUGAAUUAGUUUUUCCACAAUCAUUAAAAAUAUUAAGUAUAGAAGCACCACAAGCUAAAUUUAACUUAAACAAUAUUCCUAUUGAAUGUUUAAAUCUUACUCGAAUACAAAGUAACUGGCAUUCUAUAUUAACUACAUUAACAUCUCUUUCUUUAUAUCAAUGCAAAGACUUUGAAAUUGACUUAGCUCAUUCAAAAUUAUUAAAAAAAAUUGGAGUUUGUUGUUGUUCUGAAAUAUCAAUAAUUACUCCUAUUACAAUUCCUUUAUGUGGUAUUUAUUUCUCAACAAAAAUAAAAAUAAACUUUACAGAUAACUAUAUAGAUACUCCUCUUUUUAUUUAUGAUGUUAUUCAUUUUUGGUGUUCUCAAACAAAAAAGAUGAUUGUUGAAAUUAAUACAGAUACUCUUGAUUUAUUCAUGUUUAAUCUUCAAUACAUUUCUUUUUAUGAUUGUUCUAUUAAAUUUAUUAAACUUCCAAUGAGUCUUCAUUUUGUUCGAGUUGUUAACUCUAGAUUUAAAUUUCUUGAAUUUAACAAUCUAAUUAAAUUAACAAUCCAAUCACAUUCUAUUAUUGAAAAAAUAAAAGGAAAUUAUAUAUCAAGAAUUCAUUUAAGUGGAACAAUUAAUAACUGGAAUAUUCAAAAUAUUGGAACAAUAUCUUAUCAUAAUGGAAUAUUAUCUGAAGAAAUUAAAUGUAAACGAGUGAUAGUAAAAACUAAAAAACGUUAUAUUGAUCUUCAUCAUAUUAAUUCUAACUAUGUUAUUUUUUCUUCAAAAAGUAAAACAAAUAUUGCUUGUCUCAAUAAAGAAGUUAUUCACAUUAUUAAAAAUUCUCUUCCAGUAGUUAUUUUGAAUCUUAAUAAUUUUAUUCCUUCAAAACAAUUCUAUAAUGAAGUCUUUUAUCAAGUUUCAAAUGUUAUUCUUUCAAAUAUUAUUCAAACAACACUCAGAAUUGUUGGAAAAAAGAUUAAAAAUAUUGAUCUUUCACAUUGUUCUAUUUCAAAACUAAUUAUUCGAAGAUGUCAAUUUAUAGAAAAUAUUUUAUUACCAUUUCAAUGUCAAUCAAUUUAUAUUGAAAAGUGUCCAAAUAUUCAUAAAAUAAGAUAUAUUGAACAAAACUAA
Molecule: messenger RNA, 2016 nt
Organism: Entamoeba dispar SAW760
Lineage: Eukaryota; Evosea; Mastigamoebida; Endamoebidae
Exons: 1
Coding region: 1-2016 (671 amino acids)
Source: RefSeq, a predicted model, not a curated record